Micropterus salmoides (largemouth bass) is the source of this 2894-nucleotide messenger RNA. RefSeq names its product putative ZDHHC-type palmitoyltransferase 6. The record is from RefSeq and is a predicted model, not a curated record. The transcript is spliced from 10 exons. Bases 191 to 1867 code for a protein of 558 amino acids. Gene Ontology annotation, molecular function: protein binding; palmitoyltransferase activity. Gene Ontology annotation, cellular component: Golgi membrane. Gene Ontology annotation, biological process: protein palmitoylation. NCBI's taxonomy places the organism in Eukaryota, Metazoa, Chordata, Actinopteri, Centrarchiformes, Centrarchidae.
GGCGUGGUCUGCAUCAAUCAGUUUAGCACUUUUAGCACAAUGAAAGACCGUUACUUUGCAGCGAAAGACGAUCUCCCUUCUCGCUUUACGUUAUGAUGUUGUAGCGACUUCGUCCGAGGAUCUGAUUUUGUUUCCGUUGCAGUUUCUGUCUGUGGAAAUAUUAGCAGGCCGCUUCUGUGCACCCAUCAUAAUGCACCCGAUGCCUGUGUUCUCCGAAAGCGGUGGAGACAUAUUUGACUGUAUACAGAGAGGAAAUAUUGAGCUGUGUAUACACUUCCUUCAAAAUGAUCGAUCAGUCCUCAAGCAAAAAGGUUGGGGUGGUUUCACCCCGCUCCACUAUGCCGCCCUCCAUGGUAACCGUGCCAUGGUCGAACUUUUCCUUAGUAAUGGCGCUGACCCUAACCUGACAUGUGAUGCGGGACAGACAGCCUUUCAUUUUGGCUGCAGACAAGGGAACAUCUAUAUUAUACACCAAAUGAUGCAGUAUGGAGCUGAUCUGCGCCUCAUAGACCUGCAAGGAAAAACGUCACUGCAUCAUGCAGUCACGGGGGGCAACAUUGUUGCAGUGCACUAUUUGUGGGAGACAGGAAUGUUCCGGUUCUCAGACACAGACAUGUACCAGGUGACACCCCUUCACCUGGCUGCAUCCACAGGCAACACAGAGGUGGUCCGGUACUUGCUCAGAAACCAGAGAUGUGCUGUGGAUGCAGUUGACCAGCAGGGUGCGACAGCGCUUCACGUUGCUGCAGAAAGGGGUGGAGUGGAGGUGUGCUGGACACUGCUGCAGAGAACAGGGUGCAGGAUGCUCUACCAGAAGAACCACAGCGGCCUCACACCGCUGGACCUCAGUAAACAAGGGAAAACAUUUAGACAUCAGCAACUCACCAAGCUACUGAGUCGGUAUAUUAAUGAGCCAAUACACCACAAGCCCAGAGAGUCUCAUGUUCUGUAUUACUGGACACUGUUUUUUCCAACCCUGAGUGGAGCUUCCAUCCUGCUGAUAGCAGCCAUGUUGGGAGGCUAUGGGGGGCUAACCUGCAGUUUGCUCUUCCCCUGGCUGGCCAGAAGCAUCUUCACACAGUACCACCGCAUGACCACGUACCAAAGGUUACCCAACCCGGUCUACUUGGGAACCCUCAUAGCUGGCUUGUUCCAUUCCUUGCUCUGCUUCUAUGGAAAAAUAAUGCCUAGUGUGUGGCCAACCAGUGCUCUUGUCCAGGUGUCGAUGGUCCACUUCUCCCUAGUCGUCGGUUUGUUGUGUAAGAUUUUGACUCAGGACCCGGGGACACUGGACAGAGCAGAUGCAGAUCCUCGGUUCUCCUGUAUCGCUGACCUGGUGGAGAACAACCAAAGCCCUCACAGGUUCUGUCCGUACUGUGAGUUGUUUCUGCCCGACUACACUAAACACUGCAAGCUGUGCGAUGUGUGCAUUAAAGACUAUGACCACCACUGCCUUUUCCUCAACCGGUGCAUCGGCCGGGGUAACCACCGCCUCUUCCUCUUUUUCAUCCUUUCCAUGGUGAUUGCCCACCUUCUUUUUGUUGCCACUGCAACAAAUUACCUGCUUGACAAGAUGCCUGCGGGCGGUCGCAGCUUGUCAUUGUGGUUCACAUUGUUAGGGCAGGAGUUCUGGGUUGUGGUAAUGAUGAUUAUGAAUGCGCUGACGCUCCUUUGGGAGGUGUGGCUACUUACUGAGCAGUUUGAUGCCGUCGCCACUGGAACGACCAACUACUUCCGUCAGUGUGAAAGCUCAGCACGACAGAGGUCACUAGGACAGCGCUGGGCGAUAGUGCUGUCCUUUCUGCUGGAGGGGCGAAGACGGGUGGGCAGCGGCCAAAGAGAAGACAAAACUGCCAUAGACAUUUAAAUCUGUCAUGUAUCCAGCUGUCUUGAAAUUGUUUCAUCAUCACUCACUUACAAAUAUGCAUUCUCAGUUUACAGUCUUUGUGAGAAUGUCCUCUUUAGAUUUAGUAUCUCUCUAAUAACAUAUUACAUGUUGUACUUGAAUGUAAAAUUUGGAUAUAUCUUCAUAUUCUAUUUUAGUAGACUGUAGAGUAGAUUUGUCCACAAAGUGACUAGCAGGAUAACUACCACUAAGAGGUUAGAAGUUCACCUGGUUUUUAGAGACCUCACUGAAUACUUUAAGAUAAAAUAGUAUUUUAAUUAACUUGUUGGUUUUCAUUGUUUUGUGUAAAGUACUGGAUAUUUUCCAAACUGUGUUUUAGCAGGGAACGCUCAUAUUCACACCUGUUUUUAUAUCCUACAUCGGCAUACUUUCUUAAAGUUAUUUUUGUUUUAAAUAUAAAAAAAUGUGUCAUGGUGAAACGUUUAAGGUUGUGAAGAUGUGUGCACUCAUAACAUUAGCAAGUCCUGUGAUUUGAUAAUGGUAAAUAGUGGGUACACUGAGAGGCUAUUUUUCUGAUGUCAUUACCUCUCUGACCUGCCCCUGGUCAUUUGGGCCCCGACACUUCCUCUGCUCUCACUAAUGGGACAUUCUCUUUUCAUGCCUUCAAUUAAACACACUCAUUUCCUAUGUGUCCCGUCGGACCAUAUUUCUAGAUUAUAGAUGAUGUUCCCCACACCCCUCAGUGGCUGGUGUGUCUGGACUAUGUGAGUGGCUGUGUCAUGUCAUAUUAUUUACUCUCUACUGUACUGUGUCUGUCAAGCACAUGGAGUGGCACAUAAGCUGCUGAAACUGAGAGCUUUUACUGUAUUUCUCUGUCCCUAAAUCAGUAUUAUUGUAUUUAACUGGCUGCCAUUUGUCCAUAUCCCAUAUAACGUAUUUUAUCUUUGGUGACAGUUUCUUUUGGUUUCCAAAAUGAAACCUCAUUUGUGCCAUGAUGUUUUUAAGCUGUAGUGAAAAUAAUGUUUAAUAAAUAGAAAAUUCACUGAAA